Molecule: messenger RNA, 1479 nt
Organism: Dendrobium catenatum
Lineage: Eukaryota; Viridiplantae; Streptophyta; Magnoliopsida; Asparagales; Orchidaceae
Product: FAD synthetase, chloroplastic
Exons: 5
Coding region: 89-1231 (380 amino acids)
Biological process (GO): riboflavin biosynthetic process
Molecular function (GO): FMN adenylyltransferase activity
Source: RefSeq, a predicted model, not a curated record
AUGAAGUUCAAAACCGGAGCCGCCGACCUCUUCUGAGAAGAAGGAAAUACUCUUUUUCUGUCUCUCUGGUUUCUACGGUCGCGCGGCAAUGGAAAGGGGAGGAGGCCUUCUCCACUUUUCCAGCUCUAGAAUUCCGGCGUCGACUCCCGUUCGCUUUUUCAUCUCCCGCACCCGAUGUUCUCUUCGAAGCGGCGAAAGGUCCGGAAAUCCCGAAAAGUCUAUGUUCGCCGACCGAUUCAGGUCUUUUCCUUGUUGGACAGAGAGUUUUCUCAGCAUGUACAAGGUAUUGCAUAAAUCCCAAUAUGCUGUGAAGGUUUUGAGCUCAUGUGAAUCACAAGAAGUAGCCAUGGAUGGCAAGGAGGCUGCCAGGAAUAAGUUUCUUAUUGAUUGCAAAACAGAUCAGCAAUGUGUUGUUGGUGGUAUAGUUGCGCUUGGCAAGUUUGAUGCCCUCCAUUUGGGUCAUCGGGAACUAGUGAUACAAGCAUCAAAGGUUGGGAUUCCUUUUCUACUUUCUUUUGCUGGAAUUGCAGAAGUACUUGGUUGGGAAUCCAGGCCUCCAAUAGUUGCAAAAUGUGACCGGAAACGAGUUCUCUGUUCUUGGGCCCCUUAUUGUAGCAACAUAGUUCCCUUAGAGUAUCAGAUUGAUUUCUCAAAUGUAAGGCAUCUCACUCCCAGACAAUUCGUUGAAAGGUUAGCCAAGGAACUCAGAGUAGGUGGAGUUGUGGCAGGUGCAAAUUAUAGAUUUGGAUAUAAAGCCUCAGGUGAUGCGAAAGAUCUUGUAAGAUUAUGCGAAGAAUAUGGUUUGUAUGCCUCUAUUGUAAGUCCUGUGAUGGACAAGACCUGGCAUGGCUCUCAAAAUGGAGCAAGUGUUGCCUGCAAUUCUGGUGACCUGGGACAGGUCUCCUCUACUCGCGUUCGCCGUUCUCUUGCCAUGCGCGAUAUGGCACAUGUUGCAGAGCUUUUAGGGAGGAAACAUCGACUCGUGCUCGUGCCGAUGAAUGAAAAGUAUCGGUUCGCAGAGAGUACUAUAGUCGCUCCGAAAUCUUGCUUGCUAAACCAGCCACCUGGUGAUGGUGAGUUCAACAACUGCACUUUUCUUUUAGAUGAUGUUACUGUUGGCUUGUGCAGGUUAGCCAUUGAUUCGAACAGCAUUAGGAUUGAGCUGGAUUGUGAGAACUUGUCAGAAAUCAAUUUGGUUCAAGAUGGCAGAUGCAUUGGCAUUGAAUUUUGAAGAUCAAGAAUAUUUAUAAAGAGAAGGUUAACAGGUCAGUUAUUAGAAAGUAUUAGUUGCAAUGGAUUGAAUUGAUUUUAUAAGCAGCAAGGAGCAGCUCUGUUUAAACUGAGAUGUGAAUAUAAGGAAAAUAUUGGUGGACAGAUUGCACUGCUGCAGCUUUACAUUAAAUAUUCUUCUGUUUUUUAUUUUUGUAAUUAGUAUAUGGAAAUCUUAUAUAUUAUAGCCUGAAAAGCUCAUUUCUGUGA